Molecule: messenger RNA, 486 nt
Organism: Colletotrichum karsti
Lineage: Eukaryota; Fungi; Ascomycota; Sordariomycetes; Glomerellales; Glomerellaceae
Exons: 1
Coding region: 1-486 (161 amino acids)
Source: RefSeq, a predicted model, not a curated record
AUGACGACACAACGAGAAAUCGUAUCGGGCUCAGCCUCUGUCCCUGCCAUUUAUCAAUUCAUCAUGAUGACCAUCGAGCCCAUCUUCGCAAUACUGGGCUCAGUCAUGACGAUCCACGCACCGAACCAGUAUCUCGCGGGACUCUCACGCAACGCUCAUCCCUUUGAGGAAAGCACUCGAUUCGUGUUCACGCAGUUGAGCGGGUCCUGGCUCUUUUUCGCCUUCACCGAGGGCGUCGUACUGCGUCUCUUUGACGACCUGAGUCUCUGGCGCGUCGUCAGUGCGGGCAUGCUGCUGAGCGACGCCGCUUACUGUCACGGCACGGCACAGGCCGUUGGAGGUUGGGAAGAGUGGCUGAAGUAUUCCAAUUGGACGGUGGAAGACUACGUUAUUUUCUGGUCAACUGCGCCUAUGGUCUUGGUGAGGAUUUUGAUUGUCUUAGGAAUUGGAGUGAGAAAGACUUCCAAGGCAGUCAAGGCGGAGUGA